UCAGUUCUUCAAAUCCUCAAAAUUCGUUAUUUGAAUUUAGCGCGCCUCUCAGUUGAACCAAUGCUGCCAAUAAUGCUGACGUAUCACCCCAUUCCCCCAUCCCAAUGUUUUGCAACAGUGCCGCCACCACGCCAUCGCGGCGACUCGGCGCACCAAACCGAACCCCGAAGAGCCUUUUCUGGCUUUUCCACCAGUUUCGCUCACUUAAAAACCCCCCAGUGGUGCCCCCCAUGUGACAAAAACCCCCAGAACACCCAGUGUUCCCACAUUUACUCGAAUGUGACUCCCCACCCUUCGAGGUUAUGUCAACCAUGGGGGCCGCCCCCGGCCUGCUCGACCUCCCCGAAGAGGUAAUCUGCGAGAUAUUCCGCUUCGUGGACGCCACCGCCCUCUACCUCCUAUCAAAGACUUGCACCCACCUGGAGUACAUAAUCCGCAAUAACGUAAGUCUGUGGAGAUUCAUCGACGCCCGCCGUAGCCCCAACAGCAAGGAGAAAAUUUGUUAUUGUUUAGAUCGGUGCUACGACGACGGCAAGACCUGGACCCACACUCUCCUCUUCCGCGGCGACAACAAACGGGAAAUCCUCCUCCCGACCACGAUCCUGCCCAGAAUCGGGACUUUCGCGAAUCUGGCGGUCUUGGCGUGCGAGAAGCUGUUCAUCAACGGGAAACUAUAUAAUGUGAUGACGUUCCCGUCGCAGCUGCAGGAGUUUAGCCUGCGCAAGACGCAGGUGUCGUGCCCGUUGAAGUUUUUCCAAGGCUCGGGGCAGCACUUCAACAAGUUGCGGGUGCUGAUUUUGGACGAGUGCGACUGGUUGACGAGUACGGCGUUCAUGCCUAUCGCUAAGUACCCCAAUUUGGAGAUUUUGUCGGUUUAUAAGUGCAACAACAUCGAGAACUCGAUAGCGUACUUGAGCAUGGCGGGACAGGGGUUUAAGUCGUUGAAGAUCUUUGAUGCGAGAUUAUCACCCCUCGGUAAUGCUCUGAUUCGGGCUAUUUAUAGGCUGCAGUCUUUAUUGGCGAUUUAUUUACAGAAUAAAGAUGUUAGUUAUAAAAUGGAUUACUUUAGGAGGAAGCUGGAGAUCGCGGAAGGAAACCCAGCUCGGGAUUUUUUAGAUGAAGAGGAAUUCACGAUAGCUGAAGUAGAAGAAGACAGUCUGAGACUGAAUUGUGAGGAAAAUGAGAUGCUAGAUGAUAAUGGUCUUAUAGAUUAUUUGACAGUUCCUAGCGGUAACAAAGAAGCGCAGUUGCCGCAAAGCCUGCUUUAUUUUGACCCGUACAACCCAUGCACUUGUGGGUUCGACGACCCCCAAAAAUGGAAAAAGCAGUGUGACUCCCCGUUUGACGACGACGACGACGACGACGACGACGACGACGACGACAACGGUUACAGGAACAACAAACGCCUCCUCAAGUCAAAAAUCACCAAAACCGCCCAACUACUCCAAAUGUGCGACACAAACAACUACAGUCGGUGGCUUCCGGACACCAACCGCCCCCAGCACCACGCAGACACCCUCAGAUCCUUCCUGGAGUCGGAAGCCGCCACCUCCAUGGGGAACGUCCACAUCUGCAUGAACAUCUCAGUGGGGCCUCAAUCCUCCCAACGGUUCAUCUACAGUUGCGGCAGCUCUAACGACAAGUCGGACGAGCCCCCAGCGAAGCGCGCUCGUACCGAGGAGCCCGUGGCGGGCCCCAGCGGGCUCAACCCCAGUCACUCGGACUCGGAGACCGACGAGCCCCCGGUGAAGGGCCAGCGGCCGCCGACGCCCCACCCCGACGCCGGCAUGAACAGCCCCGAGAACGUGGUCUACAAGAUCGUGUUCGAGGACGCCCCCAUCGUCCACAUCGAGAACAUCAGGGACGUCAAUAAGAACAUGAAAGUGUCGCUGCGGCGGCUGUCGCUCCGGGGGCACAAGAAAAUCACCAAUACGACGCUGCAGUACAUCGCGGAUUUGGAUUUGGAUUUGUUGGAUCUGACGUACACGAGCGUCACCUAUGACGCGAUUCAGAAAUAUUUGCAGAGCCAUCCGCUGUGUCGGAUCGUGCACGAGAGAUUUUGUACUUGCUUACCCAAUUUGCAUUUUUAGGGGGUUUAUUAGAGUCGUGUGAGGAUACUUUUAUAAUAAAUUAUUUAUUGUGUA
This is a messenger RNA of Zophobas morio, 2144 nucleotides long. RefSeq lists its product as uncharacterized. Lineage: Eukaryota; Metazoa; Arthropoda; Insecta; Coleoptera; Tenebrionidae. The transcript is spliced from 6 exons. Bases 303 to 2090 code for a protein of 595 amino acids. The record is from RefSeq and is a predicted model, not a curated record. Gene Ontology annotation, molecular function: protein binding.